ACGGCCCCUGGAGAGGCCCGAAGGGGGCGAGCUCCCCAGAGUCUCGGGAGGCCGGGACAGAUGGGUGAGGGUCAGUCCCGGACGGGAGCACGACUUGCGGUAGAGAGACGCCCCGGCAAGACUCUUUCGGGGGAUCCUCCAGCUCCUCACCUCCAUGGGCCAGACGGCCCUGGCAGGGGGCGGCAGCAGCCCCCGCACCCCGCAGGCCCUGUGCCCUGACCACUCUUGUCCCGAAGGCUUGGAGGAACUGCUCUCUGCUCCCCCUCCUGACCUGGGAACUCAGCGGCGCCACGGCUGGAACCCCAAGGACUGCUCCGAGAACAUCGAGGUCAAGGAAGGGGGAUUGUGCUUUGAGCGGCGGCCCGUGGCCCAGAGCACUGAUGGGGCCCGGGGUAAGAGGGGCUACUCGAGGGGCCUGCACGCCUGGGAAAUCUGCUGGCCCCCGGAACAGAGGGGCACCCACGCGGUGGUGGGUGUGGCCACGGCCCUCGCCCCCCUGCAGGCUGACCACUACGCGGCGCUUCUAGGCAGCAACAGCGAGUCCUGGGGCUGGGACAUUGGGCGGGGGAAGCUGUACCAUCAGAGCCAGGGGCCCGGGGCCCCCCAAUAUCCAGCUGGACCUCAGGGUGAGCAGCUGGAGGUGCCGGAGAGGCUGCUGGUGGUUCUGGACAUGGAGGAGGGAACUCUGGGCUACGCUAUUGGGGGCACCUACCUGGGGCCAGCCUUCCGCGGACUGAAAGGCAGGACCCUCUACCCAGCAGUAAGCGCUGUCUGGGGCCAGUGCCAGGUCCGCAUCAGCUACCUGGGCGAAAGGAGAGCGGAGCCACACUCCCUUUUGCACCUGAGCCGACUGUGUGUACGCCAGACGCUGGGGGCUACCCGGCUGGGCCAGGUAUCUGCUCUGCCCUUGCCCCCUGCCAUGAAGCGCUACGUGCUCUACCAGUGACCCUGUGAUACCAGAUUGCAGGGCCUUGAUGCCACCCCUGCCCGGGAGCAGGGAAGGAGGCACUGCUGGCUUAGACCAGUUACUUAAAGCCAUUGAGGCUGGUACCCUACCCCCAGCCCAAGCUCUGGGGAGCUCAACAACCCCAGAGCGACCCAAGGGGUAAAGAGAGUGAGCUGUUAUUCAAGGCUGUGGCACUCUGGUACACAAGUAAAAAUAAUAAGAGAUAUGCUAUUAUAAAAA
Messenger RNA from Miniopterus natalensis, 1186 nucleotides. RefSeq names its product splA/ryanodine receptor domain and SOCS box containing 2 (gene SPSB2). The record is from RefSeq and is a predicted model, not a curated record. Gene Ontology annotation, cellular component: SCF ubiquitin ligase complex. Gene Ontology annotation, biological process: proteasome-mediated ubiquitin-dependent protein catabolic process; intracellular signal transduction. Gene Ontology annotation, molecular function: protein binding. NCBI's taxonomy places the organism in Eukaryota, Metazoa, Chordata, Mammalia, Chiroptera, Miniopteridae.